AUGACGCUCAAUCAAGUCAGAGAGAAUGGAUUCUGGAUUCUCGGAGGCAGUAAUCGAGUAUCAAAACUCAUACGGAAAUGUGUCAUAUGUCAGAAACUACGAAGUCCAACUCAAAUCCAAAAAAUGUCAGAUCUUCCUUCCGACAGAGUAACAGAGGCUCCACCAUUCACAUAUUGCGGGAUGGACUGUUUUGGACCUUGGAUGAUUAAGGAAGGUAGAAAGGAUUUGAAGAGAUACGGUCUCAUCUUCACAUGUAUGGCCUCUCGGGCGGUACACGUCGAGACACUCAACAGCUUGACUACUGAUUCAUUCAUUCAAGCAUUUCGUCGUUUCACAGCUCUCCGAGGACCAGUUCAACAACUGAGAUGUGAUAGAGGGACAAAUUUCGUCGGAGCGGAUGCAGAACUAAAAAAAGCCUGGCAUGAAAUGGAUCAUCAGAAGGUCAAGGACUGUCUUCUCAGUGAAGGAUGUGAUUAUGUUCACUUUAUCUUCAACGUUCCCUCUGCCAGCCACAUGGGAGGAGUAUGGGAGCGGCAGAUACGCUCUAUUCGCAGUGUUCUAGAUACUCUCCUGUACCAAUCUGGAAGGCAGCUUGAUGAUGAAUCACUACGAACCUUGAUGUGUGAGGCUGCAGCUAUCAUCAACAGCAGACCAUUGACAGUAACUCAUCUCAAUGAUCCAACGUAUCUAGCACCUCUGACACCAAACCACCUCAUAACAAUGAAGUCAAAGGUGUUCCUUCCUCCCCCCAGGAAACUUCCAGAAUGCAGAUAUCUACUCAAGAAAGCGAUGGAGGAGGGUACAACACCUCAUUAA
Lytechinus variegatus (green sea urchin) is the source of this 816-nucleotide messenger RNA. RefSeq lists its product as uncharacterized. The record is from RefSeq and is a predicted model, not a curated record. The coding region runs from base 1 to 816 and encodes 271 amino acids. The transcript has a single exon. Gene Ontology annotation, molecular function: nucleic acid binding. Lineage: Eukaryota; Metazoa; Echinodermata; Echinoidea; Temnopleuroida; Toxopneustidae.